This is a messenger RNA of Schistosoma turkestanicum, 4143 nucleotides long. NCBI's taxonomy places the organism in Eukaryota, Metazoa, Platyhelminthes, Trematoda, Strigeidida, Schistosomatidae. The record is from the annotation of a GenBank genome assembly.
AUGUCUUCAAUUAUAUUUAAACAAGAAGCAACUAAUGACAAUUCACCGACAUCAAUAUCAACUGGGGAACAACUAUGUAUGAAUAUUACUAAUAAUAGUAAUAAUAAUAAUAAUGACAUUAAUUUAAACCAUAAUAAUAUUAAUAUCAAUAACUCAGGUAAUGAUUAUUUAAAUGAACAAGAAUUUCAUUUAAACAAUUUUAUAAAUAAUAAAACAAUUACUCCAAUCUCAUCAUCAGUCAAUAAAAUUAAUUCAAUGUUAUCAAUAUCGAAUAAUUUAUUUGGAAAAACAUUUCAAAAUCCAUUUAUUCAUUUAAAUUUAACUAGUCAAUUUAAUAAUCAAUCAAAUCAUCAACAUCGUCAUCAUCAUCAUCAACAUCAGACGGUUAAUGAUAGUGACAAUUCAGAAUUUAUUAAUUCUAUAGAACAACAUGAAAUGAUACAUAGUGAAGGAAAUUAUUCAACAUUGACACCAACAUCAUCAUCAUCAUCAUCAUCGGAAUGUUUAAAAUUAAAAACUAUGAAUAAUAUACCAUUUUCAAGUGUCAAUGUUAUGUUGAAUAAAGAUACAAUUGAACAACAGUUCAAUGUUCAAAAAUUAAAUAAUACUCGAAAUAAUAAUAAUAAUAAUAAUUUAAAAAAUAAUUUAAUUAACUCAUCAUCAUCAUCAUCGGUAACAUUGACAAAUGGAUCAAAAUCUUGCACAUCUAAUUAUUCACAUCAUCAUCAUCAUCAUUCAAGAACAACAAUGAACACAGGAACAACUAGUACUAUUACCAGUACUACUACCACUACUACAAUGUCAACUACAAUAAAUCAAGAUUGUGGUAAUUCAAUACGUUCAACUGUACAAAAUCGAUUGAAUAAUCGUCAUCAUCAACAUCAACAUCAUCAUCAUGUUCAUCAUUAUCGAUCAACAUCGAUAUGUUCAAGAGCAUCAUAUAUGUGUCGUAAAUGUAAAACACAUGGACAUAAUAUACCAGUUAAACGACAUAAACGUACAUGUCCAUAUACAAAUUGUAAAUGUAUUAAAUGUCAUCUUGUAGAUCAAGGUAGAAAAGUUGUUGCUAAACAAAUAGCUCUAUAUCGUGAUCAAACUGGUAGUUCACAUCAACGUGAUAUACAUGAACAACAAACAAGUUUUAAUCAUACACAAACAUCUGCUAAUCUACAUUGGUUACAACCAUCCUCUGAAGUUACGGUAUCAUCACCUUCGUCGUCAAUAACAGCAACAACUACCACUCUAUUAUCAAUGACAGCUACGAAUCUGGAACAUAAUAGAAUUGAUGAGGUGAAAAUCAAUAAAAACAUAACUACACCUAGAAAUAGUACUCGUUUAUCCAAUAAUAAUAAUACUACUACUACUACUACAGGAUUACAUAAUCCUUCUUUAUGUAAUGAACGAAUCAAUUCAUCAUUUAUUCCAUUAUCAUCACAUUCUAAUUCAAUACAACCAAUGGUAACAACAUUAAUAAAUGAUGAUAAACAAACAUUAACAUCUGGUCCACAUUGUCGACGAUGUCGUAAUCAUUCAAUAGCUGUUACAUGGAAAGGACAUAAAAAAACUUGUCCAUUUAGAAAUUGUCCAUGUGAUCCAUGUCGAUUGAUUAAUGUAAGAAAAGAUACAGAAAAAACACUUAGAGAAAUGGUAAGUCAUAAUGAAAUAAAACCUUUCACUAAUAUUUUCAAAGAAAAUCGUAAUAAUUAUUCAACGCAUAAAUUAAAAUCAAUUGUACAAAUGAAUUCAACAUUGAACGAGACAAAUAAUCAAACAGACUAUACAUAUAAAUCAUCAACACAUUUAUAUAAUGAUCAUAAAAUUAAUCAAAAUCAUUUUAAUGACAAUGAAAAUCAACAAAUCAAUGAGAAUUCAUUAUUAUUGAAACCAUUGAAAUCAUCACCAUGUUUAACGCAAUUAUUACAUGUUAAUCAAAAUAAUAACGAUAAUAAUAAUAAUAAUAAUAAUAAUAAUAAUAACCUUCUUGUGAAUACAACUCGUUCACAAUCAAAUCAUAAAUUGAAUUCACCACGAUCAAAUUCGAUUGAUUCAAUUCUGUCACAAAAUAGUUCAGAGAAUUAUCUUAAUGAAUCAUCAUUGCCAACAUCGUCUACAUCACUUUUUAAUAUGAAUCAUCUAAAAGAUCAUACAAAUUGGAUGAUAUCAACAAAAUCAAUAAGUCAUCACAAAAAUUCAGACUUUUUAACUGCUCAUGAUAUGAGUCAUCUUUCAUCCUCAUCUGAUUGGUGGAUUCAACCAACAAAUUUAUUGAAUAAUAUAUCAACUAUUACUACUACUACUACUGCUACUACUUUAACAUCGAUAUUAUCUCCAUCUUCAUUAUCAAUGUCUAUAAAUUAUCCUGCACAGAAUCCAUUGACCACUGUAAACUCAACUGAUUGUUGCAUUCCAUAUGAAACGAGUUUGGGACAUAUUUAUCAAAAAAUCAAUAAUAAUAGUAAUAAUAAUAAUAAUAAUGAUAAUAAUAAUAGUACAGAAUUCGAUUCAGCAAUUACAACAGACUUUUCACAAAUGAACUCAAUAGAAGAUUAUUAUGAGUCACCAAUUAUAAAAUGUGGUUUAACCAAUGAGACUAAUGUUAAUUUUCAUCAAAAUGAUAAUAAUAACAAUAAUAAGAAUUAUUAUCAUGAUAAUUCUGAUUAUUUUGGUCCUACUAUCGAUUUUAGAAAUCCGUCACCUUAUUUAUGUAGAAUUAAUCGAUCUCAAGCAUACAAUCCAACGAUAAAUAGCCUGAAUAAUAAUAUAAAUAUACCUGUCAAUAAUAAUAUUAAUAAUAACUGUGCUAAUCAUAACAAUAAUCCUAUGACUAAUAAAUUCAAUUCAUAUUUCACUUCACAAUUACCUAAUGAAACAGCUUUCUAUUGUCCUGAACGUGUAUCAGCUGUAGCAGCAGCAGCUGCUGCCGCUGCAGCUAUGGUUGCAAUGACACCAGCUAUAAAUAGUUCACCAAGACGAUGUUCUCAUCAUCAUUAUCAUCAUCAUCAUUGUUAUGCACAUACACAUUGUCAUAUGAAUCAAAAUUUUCGUGAAGAUUUACCACAACGACAUGAACCAGACAAUAUUGAUGAUGAUUAUGAUGAAGAUGAUGAGGAUGAUAUUGUUGAACAUGACAAUUUAUUAAUUGAAACAAAUACAAUAGAUCCUAAACGUUAUCAUCAUUAUCAUCAUAUGUAUAAUCAACCUAUUGCAAUUCAACAUCAACAACAUCAUAAAUCUUAUGAAACAUUAGAUUCUGAAUUAUAUUCAAAUUUAGGACAAAAUCGAAUAGUAAGAGAUGAAUGUUCUCUUGGUGAUAGUGAUAUCUAUGUAUCAUCUGCAAUGGAUAAAACAUGUAUGAUAACUGGAAAUUCACUAACUUAUAAUGAUGAAUAUGAAGAUUCACCAACUGAAUAUUAUACAAGAUUUAAUAGAUCACCAAGAGAUUGGAUAGAUAAGGAGACUGAUGAUAUUCAAAAAUCUCAAGAAGAAUUAACACCACUGAUACGACAUACUGGUAAUAAUAGUAGCAGAAAACAUGACUUACCAAUAACUACAACAUUUCAAUGCAUUUCAUCAAGUAAUUGUAUGAUGUCAUUAGCAUUGAAUCAAUUUACUGUAGAUAAAUUUCAUGAUUCAAAUGUAACUACAAUUUCAUUAGCUUCAUCAUUUAUACCAUCUGAAGUAAAUAGCAAUUUAACAGUUUCUUUUCCACGUUUUUCUACAAAUACACCUACAUCACAAACAUUGGAUUUUAUAAAUCCAAUAUGGCGUAAUCAGUCAAAUUUGAAAAUGAAUUCUUUAUUGUCUGAUACAUACACACAAAUCAAUAUGUCUAAUAAUAAUCAUAUUAUUCAUGAUGAUGAAGAUGAUGAUGAUGAUGAUGCUGAUGAUAUGAACGAUGAAAUUAAUGAUAAACAAUUACAUUUAAGAGUUUCACCAAGUCAUUCAAUGAUAAAUAAUUCAAAAUUAGAAUUCACAAGACAUAAUCAAUCUGAAAAAGGUAAUGAUGAAAAUUUGUCAGCUUGGUCUUUACUACAGUUUAAUAAUAAUAAUAAUAGUAAUAAUAAUUCAAGUGCAUUGAUGAGUAAAAGAAAUGUCGAAUCAACAGAUAGAAUUACCGAUGAAAAUUCAACAUUGAAUGGAUGA